Lactuca virosa is the source of this 540-nucleotide messenger RNA. The record is from the annotation of a GenBank genome assembly. NCBI's taxonomy places the organism in Eukaryota, Viridiplantae, Streptophyta, Magnoliopsida, Asterales, Asteraceae.
AACUGGUACACGGACUACACAUGAACUGUUCGACCCAUAUUGGUUAGGUGAAGUGAACAUUACCUCCCUCGAAUUCCAUGGCUCAAUGCAACUUCAGUACCAUUUGUAGUUGGUGAUUCAUAGCUUUCUAAAGCAGCUUUAGCUUCGCAUCUUCUCACCACCAGAUACUUUUAAAUUAGUCUGCAUUUAAAGAUCUUGAUGUCAAGAACACGGAACAUACUAGUUGCAACAGGCUUGGUAGCUUUUGCAAGUGCAGGUUUAGCUUUUCCCUUUUACAUGGCGACUAGAUCAUCAUCAAAUGCCCCUGUUAUUGAUUCAUCAAAACCAUUGCCACCUCAAGCAACUUUUAGAGGACCUUAUAUCAAUACCGGAUCACGUGAUGUUGGACCUGAUUAUCAGACUUAUUCCAAGAAAUAAUCUUUUUUAGCUUCUUUAUUUUUAUUUUUUAUUAUGUAUUGUAUAAGUUUUAACUGAAGUAUUUAGAAAACAAUGUACUUUGUUAAAAUGCUUAUAUUAAUAAUAUCAAUCCGUUUGGUUUCU